CCUGCAAUUUCAUUUCUGGCUACGCCACUGCUAUAUACCCACAUUUAGUAUAUCGUGGCACUUUAAUCCCAGGCACAAUUCAUAGCUGAGAACAUCUAAACUGAUUUGAGUUACUUGAUAUUCAGAUGAAACAAUUUCAAUGUAAUUUAUAUUCUGGGUUUGAUAAACCUAGGGGGCAUAAAGUGGUCCAUAAUUUUUGUUUUCAUCAAGAUCCAUUUAUGCAUGACGUUUUUUAAAAUGAUUCCGAAUAAGAUGUAGCCCGUUCAUACCUUCCACUGUGUAGGCUACUACCAUGCACAUUUAUGGAAUGCAUUUUAUAGUUAUGACCACCAGCAUGUGACGUCAAAGUAGUCAAUGUAGCUACACGAUAGAAUAUUUCUGACCCUCUGUUACGUCAUCAAAGUUUAGAUAUAUCAUAUAUAAAUUUCCACACCAAACAAGUAAAGUCAGUUCUUAGCCAUACUAAGGUUGUACAAGGUCUUACGUAUUCAGCGAAAGAACCAAGCGUUCAACAUGAUAUCUUCUGAAUCCGAACAGUACGACUACACGGACGAUUUAGGCUAUGGGAUGUUCGGCACGGUCGCGACUUACGAGCGGCAGAGCGACAAGAAAAUCGUUGCAGUGAAGAAAUUGUUCCGCGCGGGCAAUCGGAUGGCCAUCCGAGAAGCACGACUUCUAUCCGCUCUCAUGGCCCAUAACGCGUACAAGCACCACAUUAUCCGCUUCUAUGAAGGUUUUUCGCACGAUUUUUUCUUUUACAUAGUGGAAGAGGCACUGGAACAGAACCUGAAUAAGUAUCGGAAGACGAACGCGCUGAAGAAGUUUGAAAUCCGGGACAUCCGGACGAUUAUGUUGCAGCUGCUCAUUGCGCUGGCCAAACUGGAGGACAUGGGGAUCGUCCAUACUGACAUCAAGCAGGACAACAUCCUGCUCGUUAACCAGGGCCGUCAGCCCUUCAGGGUGAAGCUGGCCGACUUCGGCUCCGCAAUGACCGCCAACGAGCUGGCUAAAAUGUGGACGCCAUACAUUCAGCCCAGAUUUGUUCGAGCUCCCGAGGUCCUCCUGGCCUGUCCGUGCGACCCGAAGAUCGACAUGUGGUCUCUGGGCUGCGUGAUGGGGGAGAUGGCAAUUGGCCGCAUGGUGUUCCCCUCGCUGUGUGAGCUGGAUCUGGCCCACAGCAUCUUUGGCACCCGGGGAAUGCCCUCUGCCGCAAUGCUGAGCUCCGGCAUCAAAACAAAGAAGUUUUUUGAUCGGGUGGAAACCAGCAAGGGUGUAUAUGGCUGGCAGCUGAAGCCAUACAAUGGGAGGCAGCUGUUCUCAGGGACCCAGAGCUUGAGGGGGUAUGCGCCAGUCAACCUGGAUCUACUGCGAAACAUGGAGGAGCUAGAACACGGCUCAGAAGUGCAGGAUUUUGCAGAGUUGGCUGACCGCAGGAGCCUGGUGGACCUGCUCAACCGGAUGCUGGUCCUCGAGCCAGAGAAGAGGGUCGGCCCCAACCAGGCCCUGUGGCACCCUUUCCUGACCCUGAAACACCUCAGCGGGCGCGCAAAGCCCCGCGCGCAGUACUCGCUGCAGGGGUACAGGGAGGCGGGCGUGUGUCCGCCCCAGGACCGGGCGUGGAACUGCGACUCCUCCUCUGAGGAGAGCGACCCCGAGGUCCCAAAGAAGAAGAGGAGGCGCUCCGUGAGACGGUCGCUGCGCUCGUUUUUCUCGCGCGUCUUCUCACGCCGGCGCAAGAGGCAGCCUGCGGCCUCUCAGGUCAACGUAGACCCCCCGGAGGGUCCCAGCUCUGCCGCCCGCGGAGGCCAGCCGGCCCAAAACCCCGUGACGACGGAGCAGCGAAGCCCGGAGGCCUCGAGCAGCAGUUCAGCCUUCGAGUCCGAGGAGAGCAGCACUGAGAACAGCGGCGGCGCUCCGGCCGCCCCCGAGGGGCCCCCCAAAAGGAGGGGCUUCCUGAAGUGGCUGCGGACCCGCUUUUCGGAAUGGCGGGGCAAGAAGUCCGCCUCCACUCCGGGCAGCGACAGCAGCCUGUAGGGUUUCGGGGAGGCGGAGAGCACGGGGAGCGCCAGAAGAUGGUGUGGUGAGGGUUGUCAUGGGUCUGGCCUUUCUUUGCUGCAAAAAAAAAAAAGGGAAAAGGGUUUUGGGAAUCUUCUGAUGUUUGGUUAUGUGCUGACUGCACGUAUUGGUAUGGGACACAAAGACCCAGUAGAAAUAGCCUUCCUUUUUUAAAUGUUCUGAGAAUGCUGUCAUUGUACCCCUCAGCUAAAUGUAGCUGAAUUAACCACUUAUUCCUGUUACUUGGUGAGGGUAGUGAAGUUAGGAUGCCAAUAGUAACGCGCCAGGCCAAGAGAGAUUGGUAAGUAAGUUCUCUUGCUGCAUCCGAGCAUCUGUCCACACAUCUGCUCUUUUGCAAUUGGUGAGUAUUAUCGGUGUGCAUGUGCGUGUGUGGGGUUUUAAGAGAUUUAAAAAAAUAAUAAUUAUCCAAAAAUUAUCCAACCUCUUAUAACCUCAUCCCAUAACCUUAGCCAUUGAUGGGGGUGAAAGAUAAAUGGGCUAAAACUGGUCCCAGGUCAGUACUCUAAUGAAUAUGGGCUCAUGAGUUUUUUCCAGCAGGGCUACCGGGGCACUGGGGUCCACAGUCGAGAAGGGUAGAGGAGGUCAGCUACGAUAGGCGCGGAGGCACACCACCGAGCAUGGGCAGAAAGCGGUCGCGGAGAUUCGAUUUCGCGCCCUCUUUGGUGGUUGCCGUGGCAAUAAGAAGUCAGGUCACCGCUCCAGGACAGCGAUGCCGGACUGUAGGACAGCGCAAAAAAAAAACCCAAGAUGGAGAAAAGUGCAUCAAUUUAUGAAGAUGAUGACAGCCCUGGUCCAUAUUCAGAAAACCAUCCGAGAAAGGAGUGGUGAUCUUGAGCAUGAAUAUGGGCCUGGCUGAUGGGCUACCAGGAGCCUGGCAUCCACUAACAGCCCAAUCUAGAGGGAAUGCGAUCGGACUGCACCUCUCUGUACUCCCUCCAGUUCCCCACAGAGAAUGUUUGUGACUCUCUGUGUGCUAAAACAAUAAGCUAUAUAAAUAAAAUGUAAUUUAACUGUGACAACAGACCUCUUUCAGUAAUGAGAGAAGAUUAUUAGAAAAUAAAUGGGUUAAGACAUGUAAACUGCA
This is a messenger RNA of Anguilla rostrata (American eel), 3160 nucleotides long. Its product is annotated as homeodomain-interacting protein kinase 4-like. Gene Ontology annotation, molecular function: protein serine/threonine kinase activity; ATP binding; protein tyrosine kinase activity. Gene Ontology annotation, biological process: peptidyl-serine phosphorylation; peptidyl-threonine phosphorylation. The transcript has 5 exons. Lineage: Eukaryota; Metazoa; Chordata; Actinopteri; Anguilliformes; Anguillidae. The record is from RefSeq and is a predicted model, not a curated record. Gene Ontology annotation, cellular component: cytoplasm; nucleus. Bases 514 to 2034 code for a protein of 506 amino acids.